Adineta steineri is the source of this 840-nucleotide messenger RNA. The record is from the annotation of a GenBank genome assembly. NCBI's taxonomy places the organism in Eukaryota, Metazoa, Rotifera, Eurotatoria, Adinetida, Adinetidae.
AUGAGUGGCGAUACUACUGGAGAACUCUAUUUUUUUAGUCACACCAUUGACGACUGUCCACCAUGGGUUGAUGCAACACCUGCAUUAGGUGAUUUAACCUCGAAUUUCAUACGAACACCAACACAUGUUACAAUUCACGAUUUACGUGGCAAAGAAAAUAGUGUCGAGAUCGACACUAAUGGUUUUGAAAUACUCAAAUAUAAUGGUAGCAUACACGAUGAAUUCGACAACGACAGCGAAAUGCAACGACAUUGUUAUGAAGAAAUUGCUGCUCUGCUCAAAAAGCGUCUUGGUGCAUCCCGUGUGAUUAUCUUCAAUCACGUAUUCCGCUUUCGAGCAGUUCCACGUACUGCUGAUCAAUGUGAUGAAAAUCGCAAAAAUCCUGUUUACUUUGCGCAUGUGGAUAAUGAUCCACCAGGAGCUCGAUUGAAAGUACAGCAAGUACUCGGAGAAGAAGAAGCUAAAAAAGUUAUGCAGAAACGCCUUCAAAUUAUCAAUGUUUGGCGGCCAAUGGGUCCUAAUCCAAUAAUCAACAUUCCUUUGACCAUUUGCGACUAUCGCUCUUUAGAUAUCGAUAAGGAUAUACAUCGAGCAGAAACUCGAGGAUCUUCCAAUAGUUCCACGAACUAUAUGAUCUCGUGCAAUACCCAAGGUGCUCAAAGAUGGUGUUAUUUGAGUUAUAUGCGAUCCGAUGAAAUGUUUAUUUUUAAAAUCUUUGAUAGCAAUCCAGAGAGUGCCCAAUUUGGCGCACAUACGGCUUUUAUCAACGAGCAUGCGUCUCAAACAGAUGUCGAACAAAAAAGUCUUGAAAUGCGCUGUCUUGUUUUAUAUGAUGAAUAA